This is a messenger RNA of Oncorhynchus gorbuscha (pink salmon), 2691 nucleotides long. Its product is annotated as cell division cycle protein 16 homolog. The transcript is spliced from 18 exons. Bases 257 to 2089 code for a protein of 610 amino acids. Gene Ontology annotation, biological process: cell division. Gene Ontology annotation, molecular function: protein binding. The record is from RefSeq and is a predicted model, not a curated record. Lineage: Eukaryota; Metazoa; Chordata; Actinopteri; Salmoniformes; Salmonidae.
AAUGUACCAUGUUUUCACAUUCUAUAAGGUCGAUACAUGAAACAUGAAAACGCGGGCAUCCGAAGUUACAGGCAUGAAAAGAGAACCGCGACUAACAAGCUGGUAACCAAUUUGCCCUAACCAUGACUGACCUCUUCAGCUAAUGGGUAAUUGCCGAACCCUGGAGGGCAAAUCGGGAAUGGCUUCAAUAAUCACCAACAAACUUCUUGAUUUUGGACAGCAUCAUCGCUGAACGUGGAGCGGAGUGAAUUGUUACAUGCAACAGUAUCAAAGUGCUCUAUUUUGGGCAGAUAAGAUUGCAUCCCUGUCACAUGAAGACCCCCAGGAUAUCUACUGGCUAGCACAGUGCCUUUACCUCACCUCUCAGUACCAUAGAGCCUCCCAUGCCCUCCGCUCACGUAAACUAGAUAAGUUGUAUGGCGCUUGUCAAUAUCUUGCUGCUAGGUGCCACUAUGCUGCCAAAGAGUUCCAGCAGGCCUUAGACAUCCUGGACAUGGAGGAGCCAACCAGCAAGAAGCUGCUGUACCGGAGUGUCAAAGAGGAGAACAGGAUACAAGAGUCAGACUGGGAGAUGACCCCUGCCUCUAUCAACAGUUCCAUCUGCCUGUUGCGGGGGAAGAUCUAUGAUGCCAUGGACAACCGGCCUCUGGCCACGUCCAGCUACAAAGAGGCCUUGAAACUGGAUGUGUACUGCUUUGAAGCCUUCGACCUUCUAACGUCCCACCACAUGCUGACCGCUCAGGAAGAAAAGGACUUCCUGGACUUGCUUCCUUUGAGCCAACAGUGCACAGAGGAAGAAGACAAAUUACUUCACUUCCUGUUUGAGAAUAAAUUGAAGAAGUAUAACAAACCCAGUGAUAUGGUGGUCCCAGAGAUGGUCAAUGGUCUCCAGGACAAUUUGGACGUGGUGGUCUCCCUUGCUGAGAGGCAUUAUUACAACUGUGACUUCAAAAUGUGCUACAAACUCACUUCCAUGGUGAUGGUGAAAGACCCAUUCCAUGCCAACUGUUUACCUGUUCAUAUAGGAACACUGGUGGAACUCAGCAAAGCAAAUGAACUGUUUUACCUUUCGCACAGGCUUGUGGACUUGUAUCCCAACAACCCAGUCUCUUGGUUUGCUGUGGGAUGCUACUAUCUAAUGGUUGGUCACAAAAAUGAACACGCGCGUAGAUAUCUCAGCAAGGCGACCACUCUGGAGCGGACGUACGGUCCGGCAUGGAUCGCCUACGGUCACUCGUUUGCAGUGGAGAGUGAACACGACCAGGCCAUGGCUGCCUACUUCACUGCUGCUCAACUGAUGAAGGGAUGUCAUCUCCCCAUGUUGUACAUAGGGCUGGAGUACGGUCUUACAAACAACUCUAAACUGGCCGAGCGCUUCUUCAGCCAGGCCCUGAGCAUAGCACCAGAAGACCCCUUUGUCAUGCAUGAGGUGGCCGUUGUGGCCUUUCAGAAUGGAGACUGGAAAACAGCUGAGAAGUUGUUCCUGGACGCAAUGGACAAGAUCAAAGCCAUUGGGAAUGAGGUAACAGUGGACAAGUGGGAGCCACUCCUGAACAACCUGGGUCACGUAUGUCGAAAACUGAAGAAGUAUGUCCAGGCGUUGGAGUACCACCGCCAGGCCCUGGUUCUCAUACCCCAGCACGCGUCAACCUACUCCGCCAUCGGAUAUGUGCACAGCCUCAUGGGAGACUUUGAGAGCGCCAUCGACUACUUCCACACGGCACUCGGUCUUAAGCGAGAUGACACGUUUUCUGUGACAAUGCUCGGCCACUGCAUUGAGAUGUACAUUGGCGAUACGGAUGCCUACAUAGGUAAAACUUCCUACAUAGGAACGGACAUAAAAGACAAAGUCCGUGGGACGCUGAGCACCCCGGGGUUGAUGAAGAUGCUGAACACGUCGACGGAACCCAGUAACGCUCGAACCACGGUUCUUCUGGAGGAGAGCGGCAUCAUGGCCCUGGAGUCGCCGCAGUCCAAUCAGGACAAGGCCUCGUUGGACACGCCCCUGCGGAGCUCGCUGCCCCUGGAAUGCAACAUGUACGAGAGUGACAUGAUGCUCGAGACCUCGAUGUCCGACACCAGCGCGUGAUGUCACCGAUGAUAUCAUAGUAGUGGCAGGUUGCCUGGUCCCAGCCUCGGGACCCAUUACCAACCAGACAGUUGGCACUUAUCUAUAGGUUUCUCGUCGUGUUCCCCUCUUGGGGAUUUGAAAUGAUGGGAUUGGAAUAGACUAAGCGAUGGGGAAGAGGUUAAGGCAGAGCUUUUUAGCAUGAAUUUGACCUUCAGUCCAAUUUGUUUUGUUGGAAAAAGAUGUCACGCUCAGUACCAUAUUGUAAAAUAUAUAUUUUUUGGCUGAAUGAAUAUUGCUCACACUAUUUCAAUCCUUUCAUAUUCCCAAGGGAGGUUGAAAGGGACCUGGGGAUGUGAGGUGUGGGCUUGGUUUGGAUUUGUGCCUCAGGCGGGUAGUCUGAAGACAGUGGGGAAAGCAAAGACAUGGUACUCUGAUGCUUAACAGAAUGGAAUGAAUGCAGCAGUAACUGACUGUGCCCCCUACUCCUGCCCACUAGCAGGAACGUGUGUUGCUACCUGUGGAUUUUUACUUUGAAUAAACAAACAAAAAAUGCUGAAUGCAAGAGCGUUUUGAUGAAAAUACUGGUAAUACUUACAAUAAACGUAUGGUUUAUCUUUUAA